UGCAUUCAGAAUCGAUUAAUGCAGUCUUAAAUUUCACAUCGUACACUUAGGUUGUUCAAAAUGAGCUCAUCAUUUCUUUCGCGCCACGGAUUACUGGACAUACCAGAUCCAGCUUUGAGUCGUUUUCCUCUUCUCAAUUCGCAUUGGAGCACUACCAUAAUUCUUGUGUCAUAUCUGAUAAUUGUGUUGAAACUUGGACGAAAGUUUAUGGAACAUCGGAAUCCCUACAAUCUAAAGAAAAUCCUGAUCGUCUACAACAGCAUUCAAGUGAUAUAUAAUGCCAUUUUAUUUGGCUAUGCUGUAUAUUACAUACUUAUCAAUUCGCCAUACGACAGACGUUGCCUGGUAUCUCUUCCGUAUGAUCAUCCCGAGAAGCAAACCGAACGCCUUCUUACUUAUGCGUAUUAUAUUAACAAGUUACUGGAUCUCUGUGACACAAUCUUCUUUAUUCUCCGCAAGAGUUACAAACAAAUUACCACGCUGCACGUUUAUCAUCAUGUGAUGAUGCCCUUCUUCGUUUAUUGGACCAUACGAUUGCAUGGAUUUGGUGGACAGUAUUCGGUGAUGGGUUUCUUAAACACUUUUGUGCAUAUGGUCAUGUACUCUUACUAUCUUAUCUCAGCCAUGAAUCCGGGCAUUAAGAGCAGCCUGUGGUGGAAGAAGUAUAUUACGAAAUUGCAGAUGCUGCAGUUUAUUCUUUGUCUUUUGCAAUCGCUUUAUAUACUAUUGUUUUAUCCUGCCUGCAAAGUUCCACUCGUCAUGCAAUACUUGCAGCUUUUCGUGGCAACUACGAUGAUUCUGAUGUUCAGUAACUUUUAUUACCAUUGUUAUAUGAAGCCAAAACCUCAGAAGGUUGUGAAGCAGGAAUAA
Drosophila sulfurigaster albostrigata is the source of this 870-nucleotide messenger RNA. RefSeq names its product elongation of very long chain fatty acids protein F-like. Bases 61 to 870 code for a protein of 269 amino acids. Gene Ontology annotation, cellular component: endoplasmic reticulum membrane. The transcript has 3 exons. Gene Ontology annotation, molecular function: fatty acid elongase activity. The record is from RefSeq and is a predicted model, not a curated record. Gene Ontology annotation, biological process: very long-chain fatty acid biosynthetic process; fatty acid elongation, monounsaturated fatty acid; sphingolipid biosynthetic process. Lineage: Eukaryota; Metazoa; Arthropoda; Insecta; Diptera; Drosophilidae.